Molecule: messenger RNA, 2175 nt
Organism: Miscanthus lutarioriparius
Lineage: Eukaryota; Viridiplantae; Streptophyta; Magnoliopsida; Poales; Poaceae
Source: the annotation of a GenBank genome assembly
AUGGACGCCAUGGACAGCAAGAGCAAGGGGACCAACAAGAAGAGCAAGAGCCUGCUUGGCAAGUACGAGCUAGAUCCUGGCGCUGUGGCAGAGAAGACGAUGGAGCCUGAUCAGGAAGCGCUAGUCGUUCGUGACCAUGUCUUCUUCAAAAACCUGCUCACCUUGAACUGGAACGCGGAUCAGCUCGGCAAGAUUGUCUUGCUUGGGCACAGCUUUGGCACCAUGGUCAGGAUGCUUGAGCUCAGCAUGUCCAAGCAGGAGAAGUUUGGUGUCACCGAGCAGAGGGAGAAAGUGAGGAGGGUGAUGGCAAUUCGGGAUUAUGUGCGUGAGAUUGAGUUAUGCUCAGAAAUCGAUGGUUUGCUCGAUAGCCCUCUCUGGGGAGAUGAUGGUCCUGAUGAUGAACUAGCCAAAGAUUGUGACGAUUCAUUUCUUUCAAAAAAAGAUUGUAACGAUUCACCGGAGGAGUACAGAUGCAUGCACUGCAUUGGUAAUAUAGAGAGACAUGCCAUGAUUAGUGCUCUUCCCAGCUCCUUUUCAGUUCAUGUAUUCCACUUUGAUCCUGAAAUUGACAUGGACCAUCUUGUGCCAGUGAAUUGUCCUAAGAGGGUUUGGAGCACAGUGAACGUCCAGAUGAACUGUGAUGCUCAGUUAGCAGGAUGGUAUUUAAAUCCUAAUGAUGCAUACAUUGAGGAUAAAGACUUAAAGGAAGCGGUGAGCAUAGUUAAAGAAGUGCGUGAAACUAUGCUGGAUGUUAGGAGUUCUUCACUGUACGCAAAGUUCAUUCAUCAGCUUAAGGAAAAUCCAAGUAUUGGAGAUCAUAUCUCAAGCAUGUUGGGAAGUCAUGAAUGCAUGGAUUUGGUAAUUUAUGGCCUUAGGAGCUUUGAAUUUGACAUGAGAUCUCAGUAUCAGCUUGCUUUCGCUCUUCUUCUAAAGGAAGAUAAGUGCCAAAGAAGUGUGGAGAAGCCAACACUUUUCUAUGUUCCAGGUCUGAAAUUCAUAGGGAAUCUUGUGGAAUCAAACUUCUCUCCUAAACAAUUAAAUAAGGUGAUUCUGGUUUCCUAUGGGUUGAAGUCCAGUGUGGAAAGUGCUUAUGGUGCAUUUGAAAACUGGAACCGUGGAUGUACCAGUAGGGGUUCCCUAGCUUUUGAAAGGGACAGAUUCCUGUGGGCAACCGUGGAUUACAUUCAUGAAGCCAUUGCUAUGGGAAAAUCCAAUGAGGAAUUAGAUGGUGUUGGUGAGUUGAAGGUGGAGUUUGUUGAAGUAAACGAUGAUAUGGACAUAUACUCAAAAUUGCCAAGGCUGACACUCAAGGAGAAAUUCUACCUUAACUUCAUGUUGGAGGUGGAAUAUAAUUCAUUCCUUUCUUUUGAUCAUGUGGCUUCCCUCCGUAUGCAAUUGGAAGAGCGAAUAUCACGCCCAUUCAGAGAAAAUCCAUGUGAUUGCUGGGAUGAUGAUACUCCAUUAUGGGGACCUGUUUUCCGUCACCGUCUCCCAGCAAUGAAACGGACUACAUGGUCGCCUCCACCCAAGGGUUGGAUCAAGCUCAAUUUCCAUGGAAUUGGCUGUUGCAAGGGCCGUCCCGCCUGCAUUGGUGGCAUAUUCCACAAUGACAAAGGUGAGGUGCUCUCGUACUAUGCUGGUCCCGUAGGAGACGUGGCCCAGAUUGUGGCCAGUGCCAUGGCACUUGAGAUGGAGCUACAAAAAAUGAUUGACCUCCAUGAACCAGUAUUCAAGCUGAUCAUUGAGGGGGACAAUCUUAUGGUGAUACGCUGGUGCAACAGAAUCGCUCGCCCACCUGAAAGAGCUUUUGAUUCAUUUUCACAUAGCUAUUGGUACAUGGAUAUGAGACCCACCGAGGCACCUGCUCCUGACAAGGUACCUGAGUGCAAGUGCAACAAGGGUGAGGAUGAUGGUUCAAAGGAUACAGAAGAGGAUAAUGGUCGAAAGGAUGAUGACGAGGAGGAUGUUGGUGCAUCUUCAGAGUUUGACAUCCCUCCUGGAUGGGCUCAGAGAGAGUACAUAGCUUGGCAUGUUGAACAGCCGGCUAAUCGGGUCACGAUUGGUCUGGCACGUGUUGGAGCUUCCCUACCUGGGAUCUUUCUACACCAAUCAAGCAUGUGUGACUGUGGACAUGGAAUGAACAUGAAGAAUGACAAGCCAGACGUUACAUGUUAA